AAUAUUUUGUUUGAAAUUUCAAAGCUCAAGAGAAAGUUUAGUUUUUGUUAUUUUGCAUUUUCUUUCUUUUUAUAUUAAUUUGGUAAUGGAAUCCGAAAUUAUGGUGGACAAAUCGUGUAGCUCCAAAUCAUCUCAGGCAAAAAUUCCUUUACGAAUUGUAUUGGCAUUUCUACUUAGCACAAUAGGUACUGCAGUCAUUUUAGAAUUUUUUGAAAGGAGUCGUGGUUUCUGGAAUUCGGGAAUUGAUUCAGAACUAAACACUUUCGAUGCCACGGCAAAUGCAUCACUAAAAUUUGCAAUUUAUCCGUCUGGUAAAGCGGAGGACACCCAUCUUCAACAUGUGGUGGGGCUGUUGGGAGUAAUGGGUUAUAAACAAACUCCAUUAAGUGAAUUUGAUUGGAACCUUCUUUGGGCUCAUGAAUAUCCUUUUCAAAACAUGUCACAAGUGUUGCGACAAAUUUUACCUCAUCAAAUUGUCAAUCAUAUUCCUGGAAUAGGAUUCAUUACAAGCAAAGUGGAUCUUUCCACCUCAUCACUACCUUUCAUGCCAAAGGCUUUCCGUUUGCCAGAGCAAAAGAAAGAAUUUUUGAAGUAUGCCAGUAUUAAUCCACACACAUUAUUUGUGGAAAAGCACAAUAAGCAUCGAUCCAUCCGCAUUCGUUCGCCUAGUUAUUUAAACUUGAGUUCUAGUGAUAAUUUUGUACAAGAAUUUAUACAAAACCCCUUAUUGGUCGAUGGACAUAGGUUCGACAUUGGGGUGUAUGUUGUGCUGACUUCAGUUGAUCCAUUGUUAAUUUAUAUGUAUACUGGGGACGUAUUGUUUCGUUAUUGCCCAGAAAAGUAUUUCCCAUUUGACGCGGAAAAUACGGAGAAAUACGUCGUUGGAAAUGACUAUUUGCCAACAUGGGAAGUUCCCUCCCUAAUUAAAUAUUUUGAAAUUUUUGGCGGAAGUAUGCGCGCUUCAUUUGAUGCGUACCUACGGGACAAUUCACUUGAUCCUAAUGUGGUUUGGCUACAAGUUGAAGAUAUCGUACGUGAGGCAAUAUUGUCUAAAAUAACUAAUAUUGCAAUGAUUAUGCGACCUUAUAAAACUGGUAACUUCUUUGAGCUGCUUCGAUUUGAUCUUAUUGUUGAUGAUAAAUUAAAAGUUCAUCUAAUGGAGGCUAAUAUGUCACCUAAUCUGUCCUCAGCACAUUUCAAGCAAAAUGCAUUGCUAUACAAACAAGUUCUCUACAGCGUUUUCAACAUCGUAGGUGUUGGAUCAUCUCUACGAGCCGAUAAAAGAUUUUUAGACGAUGAAGAAAUGAUAACGUCUGAUAAAAACAUUGCAAUUAAUCUCAACGAAUGUGCUAGAUAUUCAUGUCACAAGUCUUGUAAUAAACUGGAAUGCGAAUUGUGCUUAACUUGUUUGAAAGGAUCAGAAAUCAAUAUCUUAAGGAAGGCGAAUUACGAACAUUUGCAUAAAAUGGAUAUGAAAAGGAUAUUUCCAAAAACAAUGGUUCAUCCUGAAAACUUCGACAUAGAAGCAGAAGUAAAAAAUCUCUCAACAAAGAAUGCAUGGCUAACGCGUUGGUUUUAUGGAAAAUGCAAAGAUGAGAGAAGUUGGUGCCAGUAAUCCGAUUGAAUUUGUGUCAUGCAUGGCAUAUUUUGAACUACUUCAUACUACUGACAGAUAGCUUGGAUCCAAUGGAAUAAAUGUCAUGGCCUAGGAUUUGUUAACACAUGACACACACAGUGUACAUCAGUUACGAAAGGCGGGACCAAAGCUUUUUUAAAAAUAUGUAAUUGCUCUUUGUAAAAAAAAUAAAUACUGAAAUUAUUUUAGUAUUAAA
Anastrepha obliqua is the source of this 1832-nucleotide messenger RNA. RefSeq names its product probable tubulin polyglutamylase ttll-15 (gene TTLL15). Bases 86 to 1615 code for a protein of 509 amino acids. The transcript is spliced from 4 exons. The record is from RefSeq and is a predicted model, not a curated record. Gene Ontology annotation, biological process: protein modification process. Lineage: Eukaryota; Metazoa; Arthropoda; Insecta; Diptera; Tephritidae.